AUGUCCGGUGUUAAGUUGAAGACGAUUGGCGCCGGCGUACACAAAUCCUGCUCAGCCUGUCCGCUGUGGGCGCUGGCGGAGCUGCACGCGCUCGGCAGCCUGCCCGCCGCCGUGUUCUGCGCGCUGCUGCAGCACAUCGGGCACGAGCUGCCUGAAGAUGGAAUCAUGGAUAUAUUAAAGGACACUAGUUUAUCGUCUCGCGAGGAAUCCGCCAGAGCUGCAGCUACCAUUCGCUGGGUGUUGCGGCAAACCUGGCGCGGCGGCUGCCCCGGCUCCCAACUAACUCGUGAUCUCCUGGUACUCGGUCUGCCGAGGACACACGCGUCAGCGCUGGCUGAAGCGGCAGACAAUGGCAGGGAGGCGUAUGAGGCUAAAAUACAGACUAGCGGAUUCAUGGUCAACAGGCUGACAGACGUAACCACGAGCCCUGGACCCGAAGGAACAGUGGACACAAUAAAGCUAUCGCUACACUCGGAAGAUGUCACUGGUGAACGCGCGCAGGACACCUUGCUGGUUCACAAAUCGCAGGUGACGACCCUGCUUAAGGAAUUGAAGCAGGCGUAUCAGAAAAUGGAAGACUUGGAUUGUGUGGAAUAGACGCUUUAGUUAAUUAUACGUAUGUGUAAAUAAGUAAUUAAAAAAUUAAAAUUAAGCUACACAACUUUGGGAACAAAUCCAAUAGGCCUACCUAUAUAUACCUACCUAAUACCUUCUGAGGUGUUUCCCUUGCGCUAUGACAUGGGGUUCUUCAAGAAGUAGCUAGGUAUUUAGGGUUCUCAAAGGUUGGCAACGCAUAAGUGGCUCCUCUGAUGUUGCCUAAUGUCCAUGGGCGGCGAUGACUGCUUCCCAUCAGGCGGCUCGUCUGCUCGUUUGCUUCCUAUUACAUUAAAA
This is a messenger RNA of Cydia strobilella, 891 nucleotides long. RefSeq lists its product as uncharacterized. The transcript has 5 exons. Lineage: Eukaryota; Metazoa; Arthropoda; Insecta; Lepidoptera; Tortricidae. The coding region runs from base 1 to 597 and encodes 198 amino acids. The record is from RefSeq and is a predicted model, not a curated record.